CCGCUUUAUCUCAGCCUUGAGGAGUCGAUUCCAUUUUUGACUAUUCUUACAAUUAUCGGUGUAACCUCUACUGCAACUAAUUUGCUAAUUGUCGGUACAAUUUGCAAGAACUCACAGCGAAAGAAUUACGACUUGUUCACGUUACAUGCCAGUCUGGUGGAUUUAUUGACGACGUUAGUGGUGAUCCCGUUUUGGAUUCUUUCCGCGAUUCAUAGUCAAGUUGAUUUCGUGGGGGAUAUCUACUGCAAAAUAAGCGCAACCGUAAGUUUGAUGGAGUUAGUGGCACCAGUAAUGUUCCUGACACUUAUCGCGGCUAGUAGGCACUGCUCAAUUGUCGACAGGAAAGCGUAUCCAAGAAUCUUCAGCGAUUCUAGAACCAGAAUGAUGGUUUUGAUUGUAUGGCUGUUUGCAGUGACUAUUUGUAUUCCACCUCAUUUUACAUGGCCAAUUUCUCCAGAAGUCCUGUGUCUUCCCGAUUUAAUCAGCAAUUUGUGGUACACAACAGCGGUACUGGCUUUUUGCCUGCUAUUACCACUUAGUGCUGCAUUCUACUCUCAAGUUUACGACAUUUUUCUCUUCCAGCCAGAACGCAUUAAGAGGAACGAAUCUAUGAAAAAGCAAUGCGAGAGAUUCGCACUCCGAGGAGGCGAGAAAACCACUCAAAAAGCAUACUUCUGCAUUCUCAUAGUUCACACCAUUUGUUGGGCGCCGUAUACGUGCGUGGCAAUGGCCCAGGCUCUGAACAGUGGGGUCGUGUUUUAUUUAGGUAAUAUCCCGCUUCACUUUAUAGCGAUGGUUGUGGGAUUAACGGCAACUUCUUUAAAAGGAGUCGUUUCCUGCUUUGAGGUCCCGCAUUUAAAAGAAAUGAUCAAGAGACAAUUUGGGUGUUCCGAACGAGAGGAAAAUACUUCACGGGAAGUUUAA
Porites evermanni is the source of this 924-nucleotide messenger RNA. The record is from the annotation of a GenBank genome assembly. Lineage: Eukaryota; Metazoa; Cnidaria; Anthozoa; Scleractinia; Poritidae.